AUGAUUGGCGGUGGAAAACACACGGUGCAAAAAAUCGACAUCGUUUCGCCGCCAUGGGAACACACUCCCCAGGCUGUGGCUGCUGGGACUGGAGCUGAAGGGAAUGAUAUCAUGCUACAAGGACCGACUGUAGUAAUGGAACUGUUACCAAAUGGAACAGUGGAGGACUUCGUGACCAAGGCUACGUAUUACAUGGAGACAGAGUUGAUCCAACACUUACCAAAUCGCCUACUAUGGAGAUUUUUCUUAUGUUGUAAAGACAUCCAAUCCAACGUUGUACGGAUGAUGAUUGGCAUGGCAUUUCCUCACGAACAGGUAGCUGGCGAAGCACCUCAGCUGGAAGAUUUCCCGGCCGGUCUCUCUACAGAAGGUCCCUUUACUCAUAUCGACCUUCAUAUUGGUAACGUCAUGAUCGGGGACUUUAUACCAACUGAGCCUGAGCACGAGAUAAGUCCAAUUAUGAAAUUAAUCGACUUUGGCGUAAUUUCCCGGGCGAUCAGGCCGAACUCUGUCUGGCACGUAGCACCCAUAUUCUUACAGGGAGCUUCCCAGCACAUGAGAGACCUGGGAUUUGUAAGAGUCCUUGUUGAUUGGCGAAACUGGUUGCCUCGCUGA
Messenger RNA from Truncatella angustata, 615 nucleotides. RefSeq lists its product as uncharacterized. The transcript has 4 exons. Gene Ontology annotation, molecular function: protein kinase activity; ATP binding. NCBI's taxonomy places the organism in Eukaryota, Fungi, Ascomycota, Sordariomycetes, Amphisphaeriales, Sporocadaceae. The record is from RefSeq and is a predicted model, not a curated record. Bases 1 to 615 code for a protein of 204 amino acids. Gene Ontology annotation, biological process: protein phosphorylation.